Molecule: messenger RNA, 3126 nt
Organism: Aphis gossypii (cotton aphid)
Lineage: Eukaryota; Metazoa; Arthropoda; Insecta; Hemiptera; Aphididae
Product: zinc finger protein ZIC 4-like
Exons: 4
Coding region: 607-1974 (455 amino acids)
Biological process (GO): regulation of transcription by RNA polymerase II; central nervous system development
Cellular component (GO): nucleus
Molecular function (GO): DNA-binding transcription factor activity, RNA polymerase II-specific; RNA polymerase II cis-regulatory region sequence-specific DNA binding
Source: RefSeq, a predicted model, not a curated record
CCCGCUGCGUCAGUCACGCCGUGGAGCCACUCGGCGUUCAACAACCCGCUGCGAAUACCCCGACCGACCGACCGUGGACGCUCGCGCCCGUUCUCGAGUGAAAUAAUAAUAUUAUAUAUUACAAUAACGACGAUUAUAGUGUGCGAUUUUUUUGGUUUUUAUUUCGUUUUUUUAUUUUAAAUUUUCGUUCGUUUCAAAUUUUUCUAUUUCCGGUGCAUCCGAAUUUUCGCGAGUGAUAUCAGCUAAAUAGUGCCGCUUCGACCGACGUCGCAAAAAUUUAAAAAAAAUUUCAUCUCUCGUCGUCGCGUCGACAUGCGAUCCGUCCGCGCGCGCCCGCCGCAGUUAUGACGUUAUAAUAUAUAUCGCAUAGUUACAUUCGCCGUUGUGUCUUUUCGCCGUAUAUCAUUCCUCGUCCCUCGCGACUUUCGCCUGCAAAAGACGCCGCGACACCGGUACAGACGUAUUAUCGUACUUUAUAAUAAUAUCUUAUCAUUAAAUACUCGUAUAUACAUACGAGACGCGUUCUAUCAUCGUGAUAUCACAUCGUUAUUUUAACAUAAUACAUAACAUCCGAGGGUGUGGACGCGCGUAAAUGACUACCGCGUUAUGUUAAACCCGUUUAUGGACAACGCGCCUCUGGUCAACGGCAUGGGCGUCAAGGUCGAGGAAGACUAUAUGGCCGCUUCCCAGGACCACUAUCAUCAGAUGCACUACGGACAGCAGCAGGCGUCGGCGGCACAACCGCCGCCACCGCCGCCGCCGCCGCCGCACCAUCCGGGCUAUCCGGGGCCCAGGGACUUUUUGCACAUCCGCCGGGACGUGGCCGACUACCACCACCACGGCCAUCACCACCACCAUCACCAUCACCAGCACGGCGGCGACCAUCACAUGAGCGGUCUGUACCCGGCGGCCGUGCACCACGACCUGCAGCUGCACCACGGACAGGCGUAUCCGCCGCCGCCGCCGCCGCAUCAGGCGCAGCCGCCGCCGCCGCUUCAGACGUCCGCGUCCGUGCACCGGCACAACGAUUACGGCGGCCAGGACCCGUACGGCGGCGGCGCCGGUCACCCGGGCGGCGCGUUUUACCGGUACAUGCGACACGGCCCGGUGGCGGCCGCCGCGCUCAAGGACAUGUCGUGCCUGUGGAUCGACAAGCCCGGUCCGCCGAUGCGCACGUGCGGCAAGAUGUUCGGUUCGAUGCAGGACAUUGUGUCGCACAUCACCGUCGAGCAUGUCGGCGGGCCCGAGUGCACGACGCACGCGUGCUUUUGGCACGGUUGCGAGCGCAAGGGCCGUCCGUUCAAGGCCAAGUACAAGCUGGUCAACCACAUCAGGGUGCACACCGGCGAAAAACCGUUCCCGUGCCCGUUCCAGGGGUGUGGCAAGGUGUUUGCCCGCUCGGAGAACCUGAAAAUACACAAACGCACUCACACAGGCGAGAAGCCAUUCAAAUGCGAAUACGAAGGAUGCGAUCGAAGGUUCGCCAACAGUUCAGACAGGAAAAAGCACUCGCACGUACACACUUCGGACAAGCCGUACAACUGUAGGAUAUCUGGCUGCGACAAGUCGUACACUCAUCCCAGUUCCCUCAGGAAGCACAUGAAGGUGCACGGUAACGGCAAAAUGGACAGCGAUGGUAACUACGACUCGGAAGACUCCAACUGUUCGUCCGGCGGUUCGAUCAGGGUGACCGAUAGUUGCACGACUGCGACGCCCAGCAUCGUGUCGCCCGUGGAUCAUCAUCACGGAGCACAGACUCCGUCCGUCCUACACCCGACGGCACUGCCACUGCCCACACCGCCCACGUCCGAUUGGUACAUGAACACCGGACCUGGAGCGCCGUCCAUUCAACCGUCGUCCGUCGACCACGGUCACCAUUAUCUGACCGACCUAAAUCAUCAUCACCAUCACCAUCACCCGCACCAUCACACGUCACUGAUGGCUCAUCACCAUCACGGCACCGCGGCUUAUUGAAACAAAUCCCCCGCUUCGUAUUACGACACCGCCGCCGCUGCUGCCACCGCCGCUACACCGGAAUGGAGGUAGCACGCCGCUUCCGUCGUCAUCGAUACCGACGACGAUGACGACGACGAUUGUGACGAUGACGAUGAUAACGGGCGGAGAUCGGCAACGGCUAGUGCACACUCGCCCGAGUACAUUCAUCUCGCCUCGGCGACAUGGCAUAACCUAUAUAAAUAAUAUAUAAUGUAUAAAAAAUAUAGUGAAAUGAUAAUAAUAACAGCGAUAUUAUUAUUAUGAUACUAUGUUCGCGGAAAAAUGAGCGUUUCGGUUUUUUUUUUUUUUUUUGUGUAUCUGUCCGACUACCGGUCAUCGUGAUAAUAUUUUGAUAACGCCAUUCAAUCAUUACGCGCAGCUCGUGUGGGCGUAUAAUAUUAUCGUUUUUUAUUAUAUUAUUAUAUUAUGUUAAUAACAAUAAUAAUAUGUAAUGUAUCGUUACUGAUUUUAACAUCUCUCUAUCGUUUUCCAUUACGAUAAUAUGAAGUGGGGGCCACAUGUGAUUCUAAUAUUAAUUGUGUUUUAAUUAUUUAGCUUAAUUAUUAUCGACGGGUUAUUUUAUUAUUAUUAUUAUUAUUAUUUUCAAUUCAAAGAUUCAUGUGUAUUGAUGAUAAUGUUACCGAUACUAUACAGAUCUGAUGUUUUUUUUUUUUUUAUUUAAUUUCAUUUAAGUAUCGUAUAGGUACAACUGAACCCCUCUGUUACUGUGCCUUUAAAUCGAAUACAUAAAAAUUAUGAAUUUUUAAAAGUAAAAAAAUUUAAAAAAUUAAUUAUUUUUAAAUACCAACACUAAAACGUGUAUAAUAUGGUGUUAUUGCAUAAAAUGUAUGUGUAAUAUUAAAUUGUAUCUAUUCAAUCAAAAAGAAUAAACUUCCAUUCAUUUACAGGUACACUAUAUUUGUACAAUCUUGUAUAACUAAAGAAUUUAACUCCCGAAGAGUAUGUUAGGCCAACAUACGUUUUCGGUUUAAUGUAGUAAAUUGUAUUAUAUUAGUGUAUCGAAGGCCUAUAUUGUAAAAAAAAAUAUUUAUACAUAUUAUAUAUACGUAUAUAUUAUACAAAUAAAAAUUGUAAGUGAUAUGAAAAUAAAUUUUAUUUGUGUUUUAAAAA